AUGUCCAGCAUCCACGAAGUUCUACAACUCCAGACCAUCAAACGUUACAUUAUACUAUUGUUUAGGCAAUCCCAAAAGGGAGAGGAGGAAGUUGGAAAAGCCAUGUUGGAUAAGCUGGGUUGGAGACAAAACCCGGCCCGCGCAGACAGGUGCUGGAAAAAUAUAAAAUGUUCUCUUCAUAGAGUUAAUGUAGCCACUCUAGACACUUACGUUACAUCAUACACAACGACAAGGGCGACGAUCAACUGUCACCGUGAUGACUUCAACGUCCGCUGUGCAACGUGCUUUUACUACCAGAAAAUAACAAAAUUUGUUUUCGAUUUUUAA
Molecule: messenger RNA, 327 nt
Organism: Eruca vesicaria subsp. sativa (arugula)
Lineage: Eukaryota; Viridiplantae; Streptophyta; Magnoliopsida; Brassicales; Brassicaceae
Source: the annotation of a GenBank genome assembly